AUGGCCACCCAAUCCUAUCUUCUCAACUCCGUUUAUCUCAGAGGCUGGCAACCUUCAAUUUCCAAGUCAAGCACUUUCGCUGUCCCAGUGAGUUCCCCACUUCAUUUGCCUCAAAGUUUUCUAUUUGCCAUGCUUUCUGCAGCUGAAUUUGACAAAACCCACUUCAAAGAAACUUCAAAGUUUCCUACUAAACGAAACAUCAAUGGAAGUUCUAGGACCUUGCAAUGUUGCUCAUGUUACAAAGAAAUAUCUGAGGCAGCAGCAGCAGCUACUACUGCACAGAACACACUUGAUUCAAAAGCUGUCUUAAACAGUGUCAAACUCAGCAUACCUGAGACAUCAUUACAUUAUGUUCCCUCAGAUUUCAUGAAGAGGUUGGUUCUUGCUGACUUGGAUCCUGCCACUGCAAAGCUAGCAAUUGGGUUUCUAGGCCCUUUUCUCUCAGCAUUUGGUUUUCUCUUCAUAUUGAGGAUAGUGAUGUCAUGGUACCCUAAACUACCUGUGGGGAAGUUCCCUUAUGUAAUAGCCUAUGCUCCCACAGAGCCUCUUCUCAUAGCAACAAGGAAACUGAUUCCUCCCCUUGCUGGUGUGGAUGUUACCCCGGUUGUCUGGUUUGGAUUGCUUAGCUUUCUUAAUGAGAUAUUAGUGGGUCCACAAGGAUUACUUGUUCUUCUUUCCCAACAAGUCAAUUAGGAAACAUUUUGACCCUUUUUUUUUGUGAGGAACAAAUAGAUAAGAGAUGAUGUUAUUUUGUCCAAUCUUCUAGUUGGAUCCAUACCAAAGUGCAUCUGUGAGUGUGAAUUACUAGUAUUUUCUUUAUAUACCAUAUAUAUUGAAGUAGAAAGCAGAGAAGAAUUGGUGAAGUUCAAUUCAAAUAGCUUCACUAGUGAUAAAAUCUUGAAAUGCUAGACUAGGAUAAUCUUUAGAAAUUCUACUUACUAAAUUGUCAUUUUGUUUUAACGAAAGAAAUGCUAAUGCUUACUUCAUUUCCUCUACUAGCUGUAAGGGAUAU
Messenger RNA from Arachis stenosperma, 1012 nucleotides. RefSeq lists its product as uncharacterized. Gene Ontology annotation, cellular component: chloroplast thylakoid membrane. NCBI's taxonomy places the organism in Eukaryota, Viridiplantae, Streptophyta, Magnoliopsida, Fabales, Fabaceae. The record is from RefSeq and is a predicted model, not a curated record.